AUGCGCAGACUCAGUUCCUGGAGAAAGAUGGCGACAGCCGAGAAGCAGAAACACGACGGGCGGGUGAAGAUCGGCCACUACAUCCUGGGUGACACGCUGGGGGUCGGCACCUUCGGCAAAGUGAAGGUUGGCAAGCAUGAAUUGACUGGGCAUAAAGUUGCUGUGAAGAUACUCAAUCGACAGAAGAUUCGGAGCCUUGAUGUGGUAGGAAAAAUCCGCAGAGAAAUUCAGAACCUCAAGCUUUUCAGGCAUCCUCAUAUAAUUAAACUGUACCAGGUCAUCAGUACACCAUCUGAUAUUUUCAUGGUGAUGGAAUAUGUCUCAGGAGGAGAGCUAUUUGAUUAUAUCUGUAAGAAUGGAAGGCUGGAUGAAAAAGAAAGUCGACGUCUGUUCCAACAGAUCCUUUCUGGUGUGGAUUAUUGUCACAGGCAUAUGGUAGUCCAUAGAGAUUUGAAACCUGAAAAUGUCCUGCUUGAUGCACACAUGAAUGCAAAGAUAGCCGAUUUUGGUCUUUCAAACAUGAUGUCAGAUGGUGAAUUUUUAAGAACAAGUUGUGGCUCACCCAACUAUGCUGCACCAGAAGUAAUUUCAGGAAGAUUGUAUGCAGGCCCAGAGGUAGAUAUAUGGAGCAGUGGGGUUAUUCUCUAUGCUUUAUUAUGUGGAACCCUUCCAUUUGAUGAUGACCAUGUGCCAACUCUUUUUAAGAAGAUAUGUGAUGGGAUCUUCUAUACCCCUCAAUAUUUAAAUCCUUCUGUCAUUAGCCUUUUGAAACAUAUGCUGCAGGUGGAUCCCAUGAAGAGGGCCACAAUCAAAGAUAUCAGGGAACAUGAAUGGUUUAAACAGGACCUUCCAAAGUAUCUCUUUCCUGAGGAUCCAUCAUAUAGUUCAACCAUGAUUGACGAUGAAGCCUUAAAAGAAGUAUGUGAAAAGUUUGAGUGCUCAGAAGAGGAAGUUCUCAGCUGUCUUUAUAACAGAAAUCACCAGGAUCCUUUGGCAGUUGCAUACCAUCUCAUAAUAGAUAACAGGAGAAUAAUGAAUGAAGCCAAAGAUUUCUAUUUGGCGACAAGCCCACCUGAUUCUUUUCUUGAUGAUCAUCACCUGUCUCGGCCCCAUCCUGAAAGAGUACCAUUCUUGGUUGCUGAAACACCAAGGGCACGCCAUACCCUUGAUGAAUUAAAUCCGCAGAAGUCCAAACACCAAGGUGUAAGGAAAGCAAAAUGGCAUUUAGGAAUUAGAAGUCAAAGUCGUCCAAAUGAUAUUAUGGCAGAAGUAUGUAGAGCAAUUAAACAAUUGGAUUAUGAAUGGAAGGUUGUAAACCCAUAUUAUUUGCGUGUACGAAGGAAGAAUCCUGUGACAAGCACUUACUCCAAAAUGAGUCUACAGUUAUACCAGGUGGAUAGUAGAACUUACCUACUGGAUUUCCGUAGUAUUGAUGAUGAAAUUACAGAAGCCAAAUCAGGGACUGCUACUCCACAGAGAUCGGGAUCAGUUAGCAACUAUCGAUCUUGCCAAAGGAGUGAUUCAGAUGCUGAGGCUCAAGGAAAAUCCUCAGAAGUUUCUCUUACCUCAUCUGUGACCUCACUUGACUCUUCUCCUGUUGACCUAACUCCAAGACCUGGAAGUCACACAAUAGAAUUUUUUGAGAUGUGUGCAAAUCUAAUUAAAAUUCUUGCACAAUAAACAGAAAACUUUGCUUAUUUCUUUUGUAGCAAUAAGCAUGCAUAAUAAGUCAUAGCCAAAUGCUUCCAUUUGUAAUCAAGUUAUACAUAAUUAUAACUGAGGGCUGGCGUUUUGAAAUGCAAUUUGCACAGGGAUUGGAACAUGAUUUAUAGUUAAAAGCUAAUAUGCAGAAAUGAAUUAAGAUCAUUUUGUUGUUCAUUGUGCAGUACAUAUAUAGCAUAAUAUACACAGUGAAUUAUAGGUCUCUCAGGCUCACCUGAUUUUUGGCUAUUUUAUAUUUAGUGUACACAGGGCUUUGAAAAUAUUAAUUUACAUAAAGGCCUUCAUAUAUUAUUACAUGUUAUAUAUUUGCUUCAUAAAUUUAUUCAAUAAAUAUUUGCCUAGAAUUC
This is a messenger RNA of Mandrillus leucophaeus (drill), 2069 nucleotides long. RefSeq names its product protein kinase, AMP-activated, alpha 1 catalytic subunit (gene PRKAA1). Bases 1 to 1680 code for a protein of 559 amino acids. Lineage: Eukaryota; Metazoa; Chordata; Mammalia; Primates; Cercopithecidae. The record is from RefSeq and is a predicted model, not a curated record. Gene Ontology annotation, molecular function: AMP-activated protein kinase activity; ATP binding. The transcript is spliced from 9 exons. Gene Ontology annotation, cellular component: cytoplasm. Gene Ontology annotation, biological process: protein phosphorylation; intracellular signal transduction.